AUGGUGAGAUAUUAAAAUUUUUUUGAUACGAAGAAGCAGCUGUUAAAGUUCAGUAGAAUUUACUUGCAAUUUUAUUUUAUUGGUCUAUAAAUAUUAUAAAGCAAAAUAUAGAAUUUACAAGAUUAAAACCUCGUUGAAGGAAAAGAUUCUAGUUGCUGGAAAAUUGCAAAUGAUAAAAAAUAAUAUGAAUAAAUUGUAAAAGGUAAUAAAUAAUAAGAAUAGAUUGCAAAAGAUUGUAAAUAAUAAGAAUAAAUUGCAAAUGAUAUAAACUACUCAGAAAAAAUUUAACAAAGUACCAAUAACAAAUAAAUUAUUACUAAACCUAUUAUAUAUGCUAGUUUAGCAAAAGACGAAUUAAAGGACAUCUACUAAUCUGCUCAACUAGAAAUACAAUAAAUUUGUUAUUAUUGCAAAAAAAUAAUAGAGGAAAACUAAAUUUAAUUGACAUGCUAUCAUCAUUUACAUUUAGAAUGUUUUACUAUGUUAAUUUAAAAUUAAAUACAAAAUAAUAGCCCAAGAUUGCUAUGUCUCUGUAAUCAAUAUAUAAAAUCGCAGUUAAUUUAGAAUUAUAUACAUGAUGAAAAUCUAAUUGAGCAAUAUUUUAAUAAUCAACUCAAAUAUAUUCAAAAGGGUUAAACGAAAUAAUUUAAAAUAUGUUAGAAAAGUGAAUAAUGCCCAUUCUUUUAUAUUGAGACAGAUAAUUAGAGCGUUUCUUAUUGCGAACAAUGUGAUCAAUAAACAUAAACACUAGCUAGCUAUAUAAAAUUGAAUUUCGUUUAAAUAUAUAAAUCCUAUUGA
Messenger RNA from Paramecium octaurelia, 798 nucleotides. Lineage: Eukaryota; Ciliophora; Oligohymenophorea; Peniculida; Parameciidae. The record is from the annotation of a GenBank genome assembly.